GGUUCGAUGGGCUCUUCUUCUCAGGAAGAGACCCGAUCCCUCAUCAAAAUCUUCGGCUAUCGGCUUGGGUAGGGUUCUUGAUUUCUCGUCUCUCCAUCUCCACCGCCUUCCGAUACCCGAAGCUCGUCCCUCAUCGCCGGUCGCUGGUCGCCGGUCCAAGCAACGCGAAGUCCGUCCUCCUAUCGUCGGCCGACUGCGGUUCCAUUGAGGAGCAUUAAACUGCCCGUUUAUAAUAACUAUUUGAGGUGAAAGAUGGCUGGAGUAGCUGAGGUUCAGAAUAGGCAAGCGAGACCUGUGCCACCUGCUCAGCCCAGGGGCCCUCCCCCACCUGCUCGCCCUCGUUUUGAGCCUGUUGACCGUGAGAAGACUUGCCCACUUUUGCUUCGAGUUUUCACUAAGAUUGGCGGCCAUCAUCCCAAUGAAGACUUUGCUGUGAGAGGAAAGGAGCCAAAAGAUGAGGUUCAGAUAUAUACAUGGAAGGAUGCAUCGCUGCGCGAACUCACUGACCUCGUCAAAGAGGUUGUUCCUGCAGCAAGGAAAAGAGAUUCAAAGCUCUCAUUUGCAUUUGUAUAUCCUGACAAGAAUGGUCGUUUUGUUGUGAGGCCGGUGGGGAUGACCUAUUCAUAUGGAAAUGGGAGACGAAUGGAUGAUGUGAAGACACUAGCAGAACUGAGCUUUCAGAUUGGAGACUACUUGAGUGUUGCGAUCCUCUAGAGAUGGGCAUAAUCAAAGAGUGGAAAUAUCUGCUGAUGGUAAGGCAUGGUUUGUUCCAGAUGACAACUGUUUUGUAUGAAUUGCUGGCAAGGACCAUAUAUGUUAUUAGUCUGAACGAGCACACCAGACUGAUUAAUCUAGCAUGUUAAAUUUGUUUUUAAACUAAAAAAGUAUUUUACAAGUGUUUGGCUUUUUAAGUAAUCUUGUGUUA
Molecule: messenger RNA, 925 nt
Organism: Phoenix dactylifera (date palm)
Lineage: Eukaryota; Viridiplantae; Streptophyta; Magnoliopsida; Arecales; Arecaceae
Gene: SAP18
Product: SIN3 associated polypeptide P18
Biological process (GO): negative regulation of DNA-templated transcription
Cellular component (GO): nucleus
Molecular function (GO): transcription factor binding; transcription corepressor activity
Source: RefSeq, a predicted model, not a curated record